GAUUUCUGAGAAACCGUUGGCAGCGCCACGCCGACCGGAGCCAGAGAGAGAGAAAGAGUGGGGGGGGGUAUAUACAAGCAGGAAAUGGCAGAGCUUUGGAGGAACCCGGUUUUUGAAGCCAGGAAAAGGCAAGAAGAAACGACACAGGACUCCAUCUUUGUCUACACGAACAGCAACAACACAAAAGGUCCCUUCGAGGGUCCGAACUACCACAUCGCCCCCCGCUGGAUUUACAACCUCGCCUCUCUGUGGAUGAUCUUCGUGUUCUUCGCCUCGCUCUUCACCAACGGCUUGGUUCUGGUGGCCACUUACAAGUUCAAGAAGCUCCGACACCCUCUCAACUGGAUCCUGGUGAACCUGGCCAUCGCCGACCUGGGGGAGACCUUGCUGGCCAGCAGCAUCAGCGUCUGCAACCAGAUCUUCGGAUACUUCAUCCUGGGACACCCCCUGUGCAUCUUCGAGGGCUACGUCGUCGCCACCUGCGGCAUCGCCGGGCUCUGGUCUCUCACCGUGAUUUCCUGGGAGAGAUGGGUGGUGGUCUGCAAGCCCUUUGGCAACGUCAAGUUCGACGCCAAGUGGGCCAUCAGUGGCAUCGUCUUCUCGUGGGUGUGGGCGGCGGGCUGGUGCUCCCCCCCAAUAUUCGGCUGGAGCAGGUACUGGCCCCACGGUUUGAAGACAUCAUGUGGCCCCGAUGUUUUCAGUGGUAGUGAGGUCCCUGGAGUCCAGUCCUUCAUGAUAACGCUCAUGAUAACCUGCUGUAUCAUCCCCUUGGCCAUCAUCAUCCUGUGUUACAUCGCCGUGUGGCUGGCCAUCCACGCGGUCGCCCAGCAACAGAAGGAAUCCGAGUCGACGCAGAAAGCCGAGAGGGAAGUGUCCCGGAUGGUGGUGGUGAUGAUCAUCGCUUAUUGCUUUUGCUGGGGCCCCUACACCUUCUUCGUCUGCUUCGGCGCGGCUAACCCUGGCUACGCUUUCCAUCCCCUGGCGGCCGCGAUGCCCGCUUACUUCGCUAAGAGCGCCACCAUCUACAACCCGAUCAUCUACGUGUUCAUGAACAGACAGUUCCGUAACUGCAUAAUGGAGAUGUUCGGAAAGAAAGUCGACGACGGAUCAGAAGUGUCUUCGACUUCCAAGACAGAAGUGUCUUCCGUUUCAAGUUCCUCUGUGGCGCCUGCAUAACCUCACACCUCCCCACCGCCGCCCCGCCCCAAACACACACGCACACGCACACGCACACGCACACGCACCGGUAGAAACUCUGACGAACAAAAACAGUGUCAGCUAUGGAAAUGCAUUUGUAACUAAAUUUUGUACUUCGCUACAGAACUUUACAAAAAAAAAAAAAAAAAACAACAACAACAGCAAAAACAAGUUUAACAGACAUAACUAGUUAAUAAAUCUCAAUAAAUAAAUAAAUACACGCUUUUUUCCCCCCUCCUCUACCCCUGUAUAAAAUGGGGACGCGAGGUAUUGCUAGGCAACCCUUUAAAAAAAAAACAAAAAAACGACAGGUGUAGUUUCAUAAAAUAAUGAUAUAUUCUGUAUUUAUAUUUUUAAAAAGACGUAUUUAUUACUGAGUGGUGCGGCGGGUACCCUAAGAUAAUACAAUAUGUUUGUUACCCACGCCCUCUCACUCCAUCUCGGCGAUAUUCUCUCUUUCCUUCACACUCGAAGAUAAGUGAAUCGCUUUUUCGGAUGGAAAUCAUGUUUAAGUUUUUGUAAUAACUGCAACCGUAAUAUAGCAGCGGUAAAGAUGAAAUAUACGAACCCUAUACUACUAAUAAUGUGUGUUUGUUUUUUGUUUGAAUGAGUGAAUGUCGUUUGGAGAGUUUAUCAACAACAAACCGCUAAAUUUAAGCUGAAUUGUAACGACACCGAUGUGACAGGGACCUGAUUUUGUCAAAAAAAGUUGUUUUUUUUUGGUUAGACAAGAAUACCUCGUUUUUUGACCGUGUAAUGACAGGUCCACGCACUGCAACGUGUAAAAUUCAACAGUGUUGCUGUUCCUGUGAACCUCCACCUGCUGAAAGCUGGACCGACACCACCCUGAAUCUCAACCAAUCAGAGUGACGGCAGACAAUUAAAAAACACCGACGAACACCCCACUGUAAAGUGUUCUGGAGUUCAGUCAAAAAAAAUAAAGAAAAAAAGAAACCGAGACGUUUAAUAUCAAAAUCAAUGUUAUUUACGGAAAAAUAAACGGUCCCAUCUAUGAUAAACGGGACCAAGGAGGUGCAGCGAUGCCAAAAAAAAUAAAAAAUAAAUAAAUAAAUAAAACAACAUGACAACAGUCGUUUCGGUUACUCACAAGCAAAUCGUUCCCUUUCAAAACAAUAUUUUUCUUUUCCCUUUUUUUAAUUUUUCAUCUUCGUCGUUACCAACUUUAAAUACCCGCGCGGCAAAAUAACCGUUUCGGCGGGAGUCUCCCGUUUAAAUCAACGCGCUGCGUCACGUGAACACCAACUGACAAUAAUUUGAAUUCAGCGACUGCUGAACAAUUUAAUUAAAUGUAAUUAAUUAAUUAAAUAAAUAAAUAAAUAAAUAAAUAAAUAAAAAUGGCUUCGGCAGAAUUUCACAAUACAACAUAAUUAUUGUAUUUCUUUCCAGAUGACCUCAAGGAGCCCGCCGUUAAUGUCUCUCUGUGGGAAGUUGAAAAAUGUUACCUGUCCCGAUAACGAUCUACUUUUUAAAGGCUUUAAAGAAAAUUGUAUACAUUUAUCGUUCAGUUUUUUUUUUUUUUCUUUCUCUAAUAAAGUUAAAAUUAGGUCAAAUAUCUCCUGCUUGUGUUUGAAAUGGUCUGAACUCGCUGAGGUACCAGGGUCAGCAAUGAAGGCUUAGCUUUAAUUGAAGAAACUUUAAAAGAAACCAAAACAAUGCAAUAAAAUAAUUAAUAAAUAAAUAAAUAAAUAAAAAACAUAAUGUAUUUUAUAUUAUUCAAGACUUCAAGGAAAACACACAUUUCUGAAUUGUCGACAGUAUCUCUCUCCCACAAACAAAAUGUACAAAGUGUUGAUAAGUUGAUGUGUUUUAUUAAUAGUAUUUUAUUAAUAGUGUUAUUAUUAUUAUUAUUAUUAUUAUUAUUAUUAUUACUAUUAAUAAUAAUAGUGUUGUUUAUUAUAAUAACAAAGCCUUUUGUUCUAGAAUGCAAACAAAAAAAUAUCCCCCCCCCCCAAAAAAAAAACGAUGUAGAAGCAGCUUUAUGGUUAUUUGAUUUUUUUUCAGAUGAAAAUAAAAUAUGCAGCAAAUUAAAAAAAAUAAA
This is a messenger RNA of Acipenser ruthenus (sterlet), 3256 nucleotides long. Its product is annotated as red-sensitive opsin-1. The transcript is spliced from 6 exons. Gene Ontology annotation, biological process: visual perception; G protein-coupled receptor signaling pathway; phototransduction. The record is from RefSeq and is a predicted model, not a curated record. NCBI's taxonomy places the organism in Eukaryota, Metazoa, Chordata, Actinopteri, Acipenseriformes, Acipenseridae. Bases 85 to 1176 code for a protein of 363 amino acids. Gene Ontology annotation, cellular component: photoreceptor outer segment; membrane. Gene Ontology annotation, molecular function: G protein-coupled receptor activity.